AUGGCAGUGCUGAAGAAGUGCUUCGAUAACUUCGAUCGGGAGAAGAAGGGUUACAUCACGGGUUCCAUGGUGGGGCACAUAUUAAGCAUGAUGGGCCUGCAAUUCGACUCCCGGGAACUGGGCGACCUCGUCAAAGAGAUCGACGUCGAUGGUAAAAUGAGUUUCUCCAUAGAGCAGCGAAUAAUGAAUCGAAACUAA
Molecule: messenger RNA, 198 nt
Organism: Darwinula stevensoni
Lineage: Eukaryota; Metazoa; Arthropoda; Ostracoda; Podocopida; Darwinulidae
Source: the annotation of a GenBank genome assembly